This is a messenger RNA of Podarcis lilfordi (Lilford's wall lizard), 19330 nucleotides long. NCBI's taxonomy places the organism in Eukaryota, Metazoa, Chordata, Lepidosauria, Squamata, Lacertidae. The record is from the annotation of a GenBank genome assembly.
CCCCCACACGGCGCUGUAUUUCCGGUUCCGCUGGGGCGGCAAAGAAAAAGGGAAGGAGCGGAGGGAAUGGCUGCCGCGUGUGCACUUGCGUACCGGCGCCUUGUCAGCCGGGCGGGAACGCGGGCAGGUGAGGUCGCCUUCCAUGCAGGUUCUUUCCAGCUCCUAUUCCGGGGCUGCAGUCUCCGUUGUAAGAAGGGGCGGGGGCUCUUCUUCCUGUUUGCAACCUCUUCCUAGUUCUUUCCCUGCCUUGCUUCUAAAGUGCCAUUUACCGCCUUCCCUAAAUUGCCGGAGUCCCUUUCUGUUGUUAAGUUUUCCCCAUGAGCUCAUCCAGUUGCUUCCGUUGAUAAUUUUUUAGAGAGAACCAGCCCUAACCUUCACCGUUCCUUACUAAAACAGUUCCGUUCUCAGUCCUCGCAUCUUUCUGACCUUACUGGGUGUCUGUAGGCGUUUUCCACCGUGUGCGUUCCAUUGUCUCUUAGUUGGGCUUGAGGGUUGUAUUAUUAUUAUGACUUCAUCAUUGCUCACAACGACUGUGUAGUUCCUGUUCUGUAAGGCAGAUACAAUAGGGUAUCUGGCUAUUAAGGAGCUAGGUAAGGUCAUUUAUCCAUCCUGUUAUAGUAGUAAUUCAAACAGUUAUUGGUUUUAUUUUUCUGUUUCACUCUAACCUGGAUGUUUUAAAACUUUCCACUCUCAGCUUAAUUGAAAAUGUAUUGUGUAUAAUUCUUACUGCAUAUUGAAGAAUAAGAGGCCUUGAGUGAUUAAACUAAAAAUCAUAGGAAAAAGUGUGUUUUUAUUUUUAAGAUACUUAAUAAUUUUCUUUAAAACCUGAGGAAUCAACCUUUGCAAACAAAAGUACCCUACUAACACAAACUACAGCAGAAGAAUAAAAAUAUUAAUAGUGAUGUUAUAAUUGAAGAUCUUUUGUGUUACUUCAAUUUUUUUUUAUUAGUGUUUGAGGGAACACCUAGUGAAUUGAAGUGUUAAGCAUGCUGACUGAUAGAAACAAAUGAUUCUAGGAUUUAUACAAUAUAAAAAUUGUAUAAUUUAUACAAUAUAUUUAUACAAUAUAAACAAUAUAAAGAAGGUUCUAGAAGACCAGCUGCAGGUGUUUCUAGAGUUCAAUGAUUAUCUGGAUCCAUUUCAGUGAGGGUUCAGGCCUGGUUUGUGCACUUGGUCACCUUUAUUAAGAGAGGAGCAGGUGGAAUACAACCCUGUUACUCCAGCUUGCCCUUCAAGUGGCUUUUGUUGCUGUUGACUAUGGACCAAUUACUCAGGGUGGUUAUUAGAGACACUGUAUUACAGUGGUUCAUUCCUACUACUUGUGCUACGGAGUUCUGUAGGGUGUUAUUUUAAGAACCAUCAUUGGGCAUUUUGGAGCAUGAUGCCAGCAAUAUGCCCAAGUGACUUUUGUGGCUAGGAGUGCCUUUUACCAGCUUCAUCUGGUAUGCCAGUUAUAGAUUUCCCAUAUUGUUGUCCUUUCCUCAGUCACCCCAGAAGUAAUGCAAUAAUUAAUUACAAGCAUUUUUAUACUGCCAUUCAAUCAUAUUGCCAGGAUAGAUUGCAAGAAUGAAAUAAUAAAAAUUUCAAUCCAAAUGAAACCUAAUAAACUAAAAGGUCACAAGAUCAUAAAAGCAGCAUAAAACAGUCCUCAAGUUAAACCAUUGUGCCCAGCUUAUUUCUCUUUUUUCUGUAAAUAAUUUUUAUUAACCGACCAAAUCAAAUCACAUCACAUAAAUUACAAAUUACAAAGCCGAAUUUUAAAUUUUUGUGGGGGGUACCCAUAUUUCAAGUUCCAGCUUAUUUGCCCAGCUUAUUUCUCAGGUCAUAAUGAUUAGGUGAAAGUCACUGUUCUAGAAAAUACCACUGGUUUAAGCUGGUUCUGUUAUCUCUGUCAAGGUCAUAAUAGUGAGGCCAGAAGUAGCCUGGGUUUCAUUCUCUCUAAUUCUGUCUCUUUUUACAACUGAUGUGGUGUUCUGUAUAUAGAGUUAAGGUUUAGUCUUUUGAUAAAAUAUUGUCAGUUUAAGUUAAGUUUGCUGCAACUGGAUUUCUUACGGACAGUGCCAAUCCUGAAUGUAUUGGAUUUGUGACCAUUCUGCUCAUUUGCCUUCAGUAGCAGUAAAGCUCUGCUGGAUGAAAUGCCUCCGGUCUAUUUUUUAGGAAUCCUGCAACUAUACAAUGGAAUCUACUCUGGAUCAGUAUUGAGUACAAUUUCAAUGACAUCUGUUCAGCUUCCCUGUUCUCCUGCAUCUGCUGGUGGAAUCCCACUCCAAAUCCAUGUCUGCCGGUUUGCACUAUCAUAUGCAUCUCCAUAAUGUUACUUAAUACCUCAUACAGGAGGAGACCUAGCAUGGCAGGCAUGUGGGAGAAAGAAUGAAGAGGCCCAUGUCCACUUGAGAGCCCACCAUUGCUGAUUCCAGCCUCUCUUCUUAGUUCCACCCCCUCCCCUUUUUGUAGCCUGCCACAAUAGGCUGCUCCUGCUGCUCAUUGUGACACUGGACACAACUCCCCCCCAGCCCCCUGUUUAGUUUGCAAAGCAGACAGCCAAGUGGUGUACGUAGACCCAGAUGACCCCUCAAAUUCUGGUGUUGGCCCAAGCUCUGUAAAGGAGCAAAAUAUUCCAGCAUGCUGUUGAGCAAGGCUUAAAUCUAAGCAGAUGUAGCAGGGGGCAUCACACACAUAUUGCAUUUAAAACAUGCAUGCUUAUGAACUCAGAAAGUUAGAGGAGGAUGGUAAAAUUAAAAUUUGAACCAGCCCAGCAUUUUCCACAUAAUAAUUUGUGAACCCUCUCUAUGCCUCUAAACUACAAUUCUCAUGCACCAGAGUCUGAAUAACCAAGGAAACUUAUAGCCUGGAAGGUCUACUGGAAUCAGAGUAAGUUAUAGAGUAAGAAAGAUUAGGAUUGUGCUUUUAAGUCUGUAUCUGUUCACCUAAUUCUUAACGUGGUUCCAAGCGUAAGAUCAGCAAGAGCUUCUUGGAUUCUCCUGUGUGCUCAAAGUGUAGUGACAAAAUUAUAGGAAUUUUUGUGCUACUACAAAAAACCAAGAACCCACUGGCUAUGAAAUUUAUUGCGUGUAUAAAAGUUUGGUAAGUAUGCCAUCAAAUAAGCAGCCAGAAUUCCAUAAAUAAGGUCACCACUGGUAACCAGAGAUUUAAUUCUGGCAAAUAGUAGGGAAAUCCUGCUGUAUAUUGCACUGCAGGAAUGAUGUAUCUUUUGAAAGCUGCUGCUAACACAGGGAAGUGGAGAGUAACUUCUUCAAAAUGCUGCAAUGAACCAUUAAUGUCAUGGGUUUAAACAGAGGGGCUGCUCUGUGCACAUAUGCAUUCAGACACACACAGCUGCUUUUCCCCUAUGGAAAAAAAUCUCCUUCACAGAGUAGCAGGUUCAAAAGGGAUCCUCUCAAAUGCAGUGAAAGCACUGAACCUCAGUGAUUAAUUAGGAGCAGUGGUGGGAUCUGGAAACCUGUGAAAGCUGAUUUCUUCCAGUUGCAUCCCCACCUCCACAUUGGACCCUCUAGGGCAGCGUGCAGUGCAAUCAACCCCCAGGAGCAGCUUGUCAGAGAGUAAAAGGGGCUGCAGUAGGAAUGAGGAGCCAUUAUAGUAUGAGUGCAACCAUUUGUGUGUUUCACAAUCCGAACCACUGGUUGGCUGCCAAGCAGAUUGAAAAUUUCUGGAGCCUUAUCCCCAGGUGACAGGAUUUUAGAUCAUUAAGAAGGAAAGGACUCUGGUAAUAACUGCAAAUUUGGGUUUUUCUGCUUGUAAUCAAAUGUAAAAUGUGCUGAUUAGGCUAUGGAUACUUCAUGGACUCUUAAAGCCUAAUCCUGUGCAGAGUUAGAAGUGCCCAACUCCUUUUGACUUCAGUGAUAUUAGACAUGCCAAGUCUUCACUGGGUUGAGCCCCCAAGACUAGAACCAGAAGGAAAAGGGGUCUCCAAGGUUUCACUCAAGCAGCUGCUUAAAGGAACUGCUGAAAGUAACUUCCCUCAUUAAAUAGUCCACAUUUUCAUGUUCAACCCCUGUAAAUAAUUACUUAGCGCAGGUUGUUUUUUCCUUGCAAGGAAAGUAAGUCGAGUGCUAUGACUGCAAAAUGUGAUUAAACUAAUAAGCUGUUAAGAAUAGCUGCUUCCAAGAAUGGAUUUUGACUAAUCUUGCCAUUAAUUUGGUCAGGUUAAUGGUCAUCAUUUUUACUCUGCUCUCAUUAUUUCUGAGGCUUGCUGUCUGCAGUAGAAGGAGUUAUGUUUAAACUAUUUUUAAUUUGAUAUUUUCCAGCUCACUUAAUCUAGAAAAGCUAGCAUUGGAGUGCUGGAGCCAAACUCACGAGGUGGUAGCCUCAUAUGCCUUCAGGCCAAGCCUCAGGAUAUUGCCUCAUGAAGGCACAUGAGGCUGCUACUUUCCUAAAGCUGAUCAGGCCUGUGUCUGGUCAGGGCUUGAAUGGGAGACCAGCUGGGAACAACCUGUACACCACCUUGGCUUCCAUUUUGGAAGAAAGGUGAGAUAUAAGUGUAAUCAGACAAAUAAAUCUCUGCAAGAUUUCCUUGAGCCCACUUCUGUUUCACCAGGUCUUUAAUACUGAAGGACUACAGGGACCUUUUGAGGCUGAAUCUUGGUGCCUAUUAAUAUUUUUGCUGUUAAGAAAAAAAUACUCCAUUAAAGAUCUUAAAGAAAGGGAACAUUCGCAUCCCAACUUUCUUUGACACAACAGCCAUUCCCACUAUUUAUGGAAAUGGCACAGCUUCAUUGCUUAUUAAAAGCAGGUUCAGGUGUGAAUCUAGUGCGAUUCCUUUGUUUCUAAUUCCGUCUUUCUCUUUCAGCCUCUCUGCUAUGGUCUGCAGCUCGGAAUCAAAGUUCACAAAACACCUCAUCACAGCAAAGGUAAGAUCUGUUUGUGGCAGAACAUGCGUCAUCUUUCACCUCUAGGAUCCUGAUCUUCCUCUGUUAUAAUUAUUUUUAUAGCAUUUUUACUCUGCUCUUCAUCUGAAAAGGCCCCUCAAGCUGCUUACAGAUAUUAAUAAGGCAAUCCCUGCUCUCAGGCUUACAGUGUAAAAGAUCAUAGAAUUGUAGAGUUGGAAGGAACCCCAAAGGUCCUCUAGUCCAACCUCCUGCAAUGCAGGAAUCUCAACUAGAUCAUAUGUAUCCGAUGGCCAUCCAACCUCUGCUUAAAAACCUCCAAGGAAGGAGAGUCCACAACCUCCCUAGGGAGACAGUUCCUCUGUCAGACAGCUCUUAUAACACGAAAGGAAAAGGGAUAAUGAGGGGAAGAGGGAGGGAAAGCAAACACUGGCAUUAGAUCUUAGUUACAGAGUUAUUGUAAUGAUCAGCUGGAAUGGAAAUAGUUCAAGGAGAAGGCAAGGCAAGCAUUGUUCUCUCAGCUGAAUGCAUAGAGUGGCUCUCUUUCUCUUCUCUCCCUCUGCUGUGGCAUGAUGGAAUGUUGCUGCAAGAUGGGGGAAUGUUGAGGCGAAAGGGAUGGCCUGAUGGAGCUGGCUACUCUGAAGAAUUGAUAGUUGGAGAUUUCAGCAGAGACUCACCCCCCCCCCCAUCUAUCCUUCUGCUUUAAAAACAGAGUUACCAUGUUAGACCUAGGACCUACUAGAAAAACACUGCACCAUAAGGGUGCAGUUUCAGGAAUCUCAUGUGCAUGCAUGUUAGUGCCACACUGGAACUUUAGGAAUAAGUUCCCCCAAACCUCCUUUUGGGGGAGAGAGCUACACAAAACAAGAUAAGUGUUAAAGGAGAACUGUGACGCAUGCGGAAACUCCAUGCUGGUAUGCCUCUUCUUGGGUGGCAUAGGCCAUGCUGUUCCUUGGCCUGUCAUGAGGACAAUCAAAAAAACAAAACACUGGAUUCACCACCAGCACUGCAUAGUUUGCAAGAUUUGUAUGUGCAUUUUCAAGGCUUGGGUGUACACACUGAAUGUGUCAUACCUGAAAAACACCUCUUGCGAGAGCAGCCCUAGGAAGUGCGCUCUAGUAGACGCAACACAAAGGAAUUUCAUUUAAUAUUUCCCAUCAUCCUCAGCUUGGCUCUGUGCCCUGGUUCUUCUUGAGCAAGAGGCCUUCAUCAGUUUUCCAUGAAUUCUUCCCUUCUCCUUAUCAAACUCUUGUAUAAAGAGAACUGUCAAGGUAGGGAAAGAUACUCCACCUCGUAAUAAUCCUAAUUGUUUUAGCUAACCUCUUGGCUGAAAGAUAGAAAAUUAAUAUUGGUGUCCUUGUUUCUUAGCCUAAUCAUGUUUCUUCCUACUUUAAUGCAGUUCUAAAGAGUAACAGGAAAUACACCCUAACUCCUCGAGAUUUUGAACUUGCUCGCAGCUUCGGAGUACCUGGUAUAAAAGAGACAACUCCAAAAAAAGUUACAGUGCUCCAAAGCAUCACCAGUUGCAUAAAGCUGCUUUAGAGAGAGCAUUCAUGAUCAUCAUUAUCACAUUACAAAAUUGGUUGGCAGCUAAGCGGUGAACAGCACACGGAGAUAAGGGGGAAAGCAAGUACCCUGCAGCCUGUGCCUCUCCCAUCCCUGUGCAUCAUGAGUUCAACUAGUACAGAAUGUAAUGCAACCAAGGACAGGAAAAGCAAGAGGGGCAGUCGCAACACCUCAGCAAGACCUCGUAAUGCUCUGGACAAGAUGAUGGGGGGAACUGCUUCUGAACCCUGUAUCCCCUCCUCUUCCUCCUCUUCCUCCUCUUUGCCUUCUACUUCCUCCCUGGCCUUACCUUUACAAACUGCCCUUGCUGGCUCCCCUCCUAAUGCAGGCCCGAGUUUUAUGGAACAAACUACUCCUUUAAGUGAUAGCAAAGGAACUGAGCAUCAGGACAUUCAGAGAAAGUACUGUGGAGGCAAGACUCACUCUAUGCAAACUCGUAAUCAAAGGAAAAUAGCUGCUGCAGCUGCACAAGUAGAGCCACUCAGACUUGAUGAUAGAAGUGUUGAUGAGGAAGUAGUUGACCUCACUUGCGAAACUUCAGAACCUAUAGUUGUUGAUCUUACACAUAACGAUUCUGUUGUGGUUGUUGGAGAGAGUGGACAGCAGCCCAAUAGAGAGUUCAGACGUCAACCAUUGUCUGACAGUCUUAUAUUAAGUAGUGAUGAUGAUGAUGAUGAUGAUAGUGGGCACACAGAGAGUGAUGCUCUUGCCACUAGAGAGCUGCCCAGAGAAGUGGGAAGGAAUGAAUUUGCAAGUUCAAGAUCCUCAGGCACUGUGUGUUGUCCAAUUUGCAUAGAGAGCUAUGCAGAGAUUGUGCAAAGCGGACGGCUUAUAGUGUCAACAAAAUGUGGCCACAUCUUCUGUAGUCUGUGCCUCAGCAAUGCUCUUGGGCAUUCAAACUUUUGCCCAACUUGUAGAAGGGAACUCACUCAAAAGGAGUAUCAUCCAAUUUAUAUAUGAAGACCUGGGUGUUUCUGAACACAGUCUAAUGCAGCCUUCAUAAACAUGAGUGAACUCCAAAGAACACACAAAGUAUAUAUGACUUAUAUAUGACAGUUAGCAAUUUCACUUUUUUGCAGUUGACCUCCUUAUGGUCCAGUUGUACUGUUUAAGCUUCAUUUUGCUUUAAGGUUUUUGCAGCUCACAUUUUUUGAGGUCUGUAGAAGUUUGAAGAACAGCUUGAAGGAUAUGUCUGCUGUUGCCACGUUGCUUCGUGCAGAUAUCUCAUUUCAGUUCUUCUAGUUCUGUUGCUGCUUUGAGAAAAGAUUGUUAUCUAGUGAACUCAUUUAUUCAAGACUAGGCCAUUCAUAGUCAUCUAUGAUAAUACAACCUGCAGCUUCUUUUUGCAAUUUGCCUUGUAAAAAACUAAAGCCAGUCUGUUCCAUAUCUACUUGUUUUCUAGUGGUAAACAUCUCUUUCUGUUGAUGUCGCCCCAAUAAAGUUCCAUGAUCUCAUAAACAGAUCAAGAUUUAUAAAACACUGUGGCUCAUUUCUAACACCGCAUGCAUAAAUGAUUUAUUACAAAUAACUUUUGGUGGUCCGAGUCUUCUCUUUAAUAGAAUACAGCCGUAAUGUGAGAUCUGAACAGCUUUUCCUGUCCAGGUUUAUGGAGGAAUUCAUAAUGGAGUCCGUACCAAUGUUGCCACUUGGGGCAGAAUCAAAUCGAUAUGAGCUAAACCAUUUAUGUGAAACACUCCUCAAAUGGUUGGAAGAGGAUAAAGUAAUGAUCUGCUUCUCAUAAAUGGUUUGCUGUGGGAAAUCUACAUCCAUAGGGACAUGUUUCAAGCAGCAAGCAUGUAAGACUUGAAUCGCACAUGAUAAAAUUAACUUGAGUUGCGGUAACUCACUUUCUUAGCCCUGUUAUGUAUUCAUAGUAGAACUAUGAAUGUCUUGACAUGUUGAACUUUUAGUUGCUGCUGUACUAAUAGGUCAAAUUGCUUUAAAAUGUUUUAUGUUGCUAACGCUUAAAUUAAAGGCUUUCUCUUCAAUGUAUGCCACCCAAUCUUCAGUUGGUAGAAAACAUGGGAUGUCCAGCAUCUCAUCAGGCCUUAAUCUGCAAGGUAUAUGGGCUGCUGUGAGUCUCAUAAUAUUUUUUUCCAUGUUUCUUCUUUAUUAGAUUUUAAAGGAGUCUCAUAACAUAAUGAAACUUCACCCAUUACAUCUUGGAGAGCCAGUGUUAUGCUUCCAGUUCAGCAUUAGAUUGAACACCUUUUUAAAAGGGGAUGUUUCCUUAGUCUCCCUGCAGCCUACUGUAGGGGCCUAGCUGCACCCACCCCAUAUUAGACUUGCACAUAGCCUGUCAAUCAUGUGGAAUUGUUAGGACUUCCACAGAUGGAAUUGUCUCCCUGAACGUGGGCUAUGGGGAUCAAAUACUCUCUGCAAAUGCAUCUGAUGUUACCAAAACCUAGAUGCAGCCACCAGCUUUUGAAUGGAGGUUAAGUAGAGUGCUAAGUGGACUGUCACUUGCAUUCAUCCCUACCAUCACAGCUUCUGUUCUGUUUGCACGGGCACUCUUAUUAAAGAACAAAUUACACUUUGCCCAGGGACAGACCUUGGUAAUCUGGUGCCUUGGGGGGGGGUCAAAAAUUUGACACACACCCUUCCCUCGUGGUGCCUUCUGAAAGCCAGGUAAGGGACGCAUCAGGCUUUGGGAAGGAUGCACAAAGCUCUGGCAGGCUCCUAGAGCUCUCCCAUCUCAUUUCCAAAGCUGGGAAAGUGCUAACUAGGCUUUGGGAAGGAGGCAGGGAGACUCCCUUUUGGCCCCCACAUCUUGUGCAGGGGAACUGGUUCACUGCCCUAAAUCCAACUCUGCCUCACCAAUAAGGCAUUUUACCCAUUGGAGAAAGUUGCAGAAUGUAUUUUUGAGGUCACUUAUUUGAGUCGUGAUGGGAAAAACUGAAUUCCUGUGCAGAAUCCUUAAUGUGCACCAAACUGGAGGGGUACGGCAAUCACUACUGUUGGCCGAUGCUGUAUGGAACCUAACACUUCACCAAUCUAGUCUUUGCAUAAAAGUUUUAGCAAAAUUAUGUGUUAGGGUGCCUCAACCCCUUACACAGUUUCCUGAAUCCUUGCAGUGAAAGGGUGUGGGGUUGGGGGGGGGGAGUGUUAUCUAGUGGCAGUUGAAAAACUGCACCCAAGUUAGCAAAAUGCAGUAACAAAAACUACAUCUCCAUAAUGGACUGUUCUUGAUGGUAGGCAGCAAUUGCCAUGUGACACCAUGACAAGGAUAGAAGAAUAUUUAGCAAGUGAGUCAGAACUUAAAACUAUCAUAUUCAGAUGGGUUAUUACAUGCUGGACAACUCCCCCACAGGACACUACACUAUUACUUUUGUGGCAUAUAAAUAAAGCCAUAGGCUAUGCUAAUAACGGAUGGAAUAAUUGACAGAAUUUUCUGCUAGGUUUUGUGACCUCUGCCAUUUCUCAAGGACAAGGUCAUAGACAUCUGAAUACAAUUUACCCGCAUUUAAAAAUAAAUGAGUUCUUAAAGGACUGUCAGUUUUUAUGUGUGGUUUUCAUUUGGUGAUAUAUAUAUAAUUAAUGUUUGUGAGGUGCCCCCCCCUUCGGUAUUCAUAAAAGAAUUUUAUUUUUGCAGCAAAAAAGUAAUCUGAGUACUCCAGUAGUCUUUUAAGGGCAUGGCAAUUAAAUUAUGCUACUCUAAUUUCUUUCAAAUACUAAUUCUUUAGCAUUCCUAAUAUUAAUUAACCCCCUCUUUUUAUUGUAUUGCUCAUUUUUCAUUUUUGCCCACUGGAGGUACCUUAGCAGAAGCAGCUCAAGACCCAUAAGCGGUUCAUGCGUAGGGAAAAAUAUUCUGUUUCCUGCUUAGGCUUAUUAUUAGCAGGUGAAAUCUUUAGACCAGAUUUCUUAACUGGCAUUGUUCUCUGCCAUCUUUAGCAAAAUGUGUUCUUGGGUUCUUGCUCCUCAUGAGUUCUGAAACUUUUGAUCUACAGAACCAAACAAUACAGUUCCAAAGUUUUGAAGGUAGUACUUAUUUAUAUGGAGUUGCUGAUUUUCAGAGUUUGUGUGAACCUGCAGGAAUUCACGCCAUCUGACAGAAUACUGAUGGAUAGAAAAGGGAAUGCAUAUUUGAGUUGUCAUUCGUCAGUUUUAUGCCAGCAGCCUAGGGUCUCUUGCCAGGCAUUGCAUCUCCAGAAAAUGUGUGCUGUCAAAAGCUGUCACUAUACUAGAAUUUUUAGGUAAGCUAAAGUGCAGCUAGUUUCUGGGAAAGCCAAUUCAGCUUGGAAACUGACUGCCAGUUGCCUAGGUAGUUUGAGCAGUUGUUAUUUAUUUGACACCUGCCCUUCAACAUGAGGUUCCAGGGUGUGGGUUACAAUAAUUUAAAAUACAAUAUUAAACACCAUUAAAACACAUCAUGAUCAAAAGAAUAUGGAAGAUGCUAUGAAAUUUCCUUAUUAAGAGUGAGCACCCUUGGGGAAAUUUAUUGUACUGACAUAGGGACGCAGCAUUCUUUCUGAAUGUGUGUGACGACUCUUCACAGGAGUACAGCUUACAGUGUUAAGGGGGAAGCCAUAUAGAGAAAGGAGGAGGUAUAUGCAAAUAUGUGACAGGUGUCUAACCUCUAGAUUUCACUGCAUGAACUGUAUAAUGUCUUAGGUAAGUCAAGAGAUGGCUUAAUCCUGUCUUCCAAAAACCAGUACAUGACUGCCUGCAGAGCCUUCCUCAGCCAGCUCCAUAGAUGGGUUUACAGUCAGUGGCUGUUCAAGAUAAUGCUGGCCUCCCUUUUUACUUGCUCCUAGCUCCUAGCUCCUAGCCAGGUAACCAGUUAAUAUUCUAUUAUUCACACAAAAAUCUUUAGCAUCACAGGGCAGGUGUAUCUGGUACUGAACACUUCUUGCCUUAACAGAUUAAAAAACAACACAACAGCUCUUUGUAUUCAAUGUUCCCUGUUUCAUUACUCUACUCUAAAUUCCCUUGCUUAGUUAAUCUAGUUCACUUUUCUGCAUAAACAAAAAAACACUUUGCAUCUUAAACAAAAAUCCCAUCAGGAUCCCAAUAGUAACCAGUUUUGAAAGGGGUGACCCAAACCCAGUGAAUCUAUUUUUGCUGGUGCUAGAAAGCAUUACUGAACUCCAUUAAUCAUGGUGAGUGCAAGGGUGUGCAUAAAUUAUGUUGUAAUCCAUGCAUUCACAAAUCACCAUUGACUUUCUGACUUAUGGUUAUAAGAUGCAUGUGGCCAUUGCUUCAUUUCUCCCACUUGGCUCCACUCCUGGCACAAGUAGGUUAAACCAAACCUGGAAGCUUUGUUUUCCCCAUUACAUCUGAACUAGGGCUCAUGCUUUGUUGCUCCCUAAAAAGCCACAGCCAGCAGGCCAACCAUAAGCAGUGAUUUAAGAUUGGCAGGCAAUUGUUGCUUAUUAGAAAGUAUAAGGCCACAGUCCCUGGUUCAGACAUGGUGUGGUGCCAAGGUCGUCUGCUUUGUUUCUCCUGCUUGCUCCAAUAGAGAACAGAAUGAGGAGCAAUUGGGCAGCAUGUACUACAUAAUACAUUACGAAAUUACCCAUAAUGACCACUGUAUGGUUACAGUGCCUAGGAAGCUGCUUUGUAUGCAAUCAAUCACAGUCUUAACUUAGACUAAUCAGCAUAAUAACAAAUCACCAUUUAGUAGGGAAUGCAUGUUUUAAUGCUCCCUAAUGGCAAAUUCCUUGCUUGUAGAAAUACUUUUUAAAAGGGAGGUACCAGGGUGUAGCCUGAGAUAAUCCUAUCUGAAUGGCAUGUACUAUGGUCCUACCCCGUUAAUUCUUCUGGUUCUACUUCUCCCAACAAUCUUGUUUCCUUCAUAAUCAGAAAUUUUAUUUAUCCCUCUCUUUCAUCAUAAAUAGAUUUUAGGUGAGGUGAGGCCUUUCCAAAUUGAGGUGGGGUUAUAGCAGGUAUGGGGAACUGUUGGCCCUCCAGAUGUUGCUGAACAACAAGUCCCAUCAGCCCCUGCAAUCAUGGCCAGUAGCAAGGAAUGAUGGGGGUUGUAGUUCAGUAACACCUGAGUGGAAGGGGCAAAGCUUCCCCAGACCUGCUCUAUAGCACAUGUUCUUGUUCCAAGUAGUGAUAGCUGGUCCCCAUUGGGGCUGGACACAGAGACCAACCGUAGGUGGAGCCAGAGCCAACUAAUUCUAGUGUUGUCCCCAUCCUCCUCUCUGCUGAGUUUUUCAAGGGCACAACUGAGACUAAGGAGAAGGAAGCUGACAGGCAGUGCUACCCUCUGGACUUUUUGUAAGUAAGAAAGCAGGUAGGGUGAGGGCUGGCUGUGAGUAGAACCAAGUAAGUGAGGCAGCUCCCCAGUUGUCCUAAUAGACCAACCUCUGCUGGUUCCAAGUUUCCAGUGGAAUUGUAGCACUUAUGCAUUGAUUUCUGAUAAUUUGCAAAAUAACUGGCUUACACCUGCAUGUUUCCAAAUUCCAAUUCCAUGGACACAUGCCUCAGGUAAGAAGAUCUCCCUGCUGGGUAAGAGCAAAGGCCUACCUAGCCCAGCAUGCUUUUCUCACAGGGGUCAAUUGAAGCAAAGCCUAUGGGAAGUCCACAAGCAAGACAUGAGUUCAUUAGCACUCUCCUGUUUCAUGAUCCUCAUUCACUUGUUCUGCACAGCCAACAUUUUGCCAUCAGGGCCGUUUGCACCACCAGUUUUUUUGAAAAGGAAAAUGCCUCUGGUUUCACACCAACACAAGCUUUGGAUCUCCAUACCUCAGGUCUCACUUCGUCAUUGCUUCUUAUACCCAACUUCCCCAUCACGUACUGAAUCUUUUUGGCUGAACUCCUCUUACUGAUUCCUGACUUUUGGGAGCAGCCGCGAAAUUGGCUGGAUGGACAUAAAACUGAGGUCUAUUUCAUAUAAAGAUUCCGUAACAAGACAGAACCUAUCUCUAGUUGUGGUUCUCACUGUUAAAAGAUAUGAGGGAAAUAGUUUUGGAAAACAAGAUGACAAGGACUCUUGGGCUAAGUUUGUUUUUGUUUUCUCUGUACGGUAUUGUUUCCAAGAGAAAGCCAUUUUCUUUCUUAUUUAGGGACGAUAUUUGAAAUACCCUUAUAGGCUCAAGUGCUUGGCUAUUACAUUCAUAAAAGUAUAUUCUUAUUUCACAGACUCCUUCCAAAAACAUCCUUAACUUCUCCCCCAUAUCCUGAAAUCAAACUCCCUGAUCCUCUAGAAGAGACAGAACACCACAGAGGUAAAUACACCUAGCUGUUCAAAGGCAAAGGGUAUGGCUGUACCUAUUUGCUGUAUUUGUUUUGUUUUGAUUUCUCGUUGUCUUCAUUUUUUUCUGUUUUGCAUCUUUACAGUUUGCAUGCCUAAAGAGCAUUGGCUUUAAGAAAAAUUGAAGCCAAGCAAUGCAGUGUAAGGGACUGGCAAGGGUCCGAGGAGUGUGUGGCGGAGGCCAUGGGGCCAGAGUCAGAUCCAGUGGAAGAGGGCAGUGAUUUAUGAGAGUUGGUGCCUCCUGCAAGGCAGGAGCUGGAAGAAUGGGGAGAGUCCAAGCAGUCACAGAUAGGGAGGAGGUGCAGGAUGUGGGGAAAGAGCCAGGGCUGGAGGAAGAGCAGAAUCCCCUCUGUCUUCCUCUCCAUUGUCCUCCAGCACCAGGAGGGGCUUGAAGAGGUAGGCAAAGCAACAACUUCCAUGUAGGAGAAGCCACAGGUUGCUUGCAUGCAUCCCAUCAGGCGAGGGUACUUAAGUUUGGGUGAAGGCAUGGUCACACUGUUGCUCCAACAGUCCUGCUCUGAGCACAAGUCUGGGGAGGGAUGCCAGCUACUUAGUCGCCAGAAGCGUGUGUGCAUGCUUUGCGCACCUUAGGAGCUACUGGAAGUGUGUGUUUUGUCAAGAAAGAAUUAAACUCCCAGCCACCUGUCCUCUUCGGGCUGGGUUGUGCUCAGGACAUGCAGUAAGAGAUAAAAGAGCAUGGGGACUGCCUUACACAAAGUAAGACCAUUGGUCCAUCUAGCUCAGUUUUGUCUACAGCAGGGUUUCCCCAACUUGGGUCACCACCUGUUUGCACUCCAAUGUCCAUCAUCCCUGACCACUGGUCCUGCUAGCUAGGGAUGAUGGGAGUUGUAGUAAGCAAUUGGGGCAGAAGGAAUGGAAGUAUAGAGAAUAUGACGAUGAAGUUCAUAACAUGUGGGUGGCAAUGGCUAUUAUAAGGCAUGAUUAUUGAUGAAAUGGACAACAAAAUAAAUGUUCGGCCCUGGAACUGCUCAUUGCAGACCAGAGUAGCCACUGAGUAUACAAAAGGUUUAACUUCAGUGAAUCUUCAGAACCACUCACUGCAAAUUAGGCCUUAGAACUAGUUUUUGUAGUUGUUGAACAAUGAGGACUGUGACGUGGAUUAUUAUGUUAUUGUGAAAGAACUAUUUGCUUUAUCGACAGUUGGUAUCACACACACAUACACACACAAAACUCCCACCUCAUUUAUUCACUAACUUACCAUUUUUAUCCAGAGAUUUUUCAAAAAGUAAAUGAACUAAUUGCCACGGGACAAUAUGGAAGACUAUUUGCAGUUGUUCACUUUGCCAGCAGACAGUGGAAAGUAACCAGCGAAGACUUGAUUUUACUUAAUAAUGAUAUACCAGCUGAAUGUGGAGACAGAAUCCGAAUGGAAAAGGUAAGCUUUAUAUUAGCAAUUGCUUUAUCCUCCUGUAUCAGACAUAUUUCAUUGGUGUCCUCAUUUUUUGAAGUGAUUGCAUUCCCUCUGUUAUUAGAUGGGUGUCAAAUAGGAUGUUAAAUAUCGUAUCAUUAAGAAUGUUUGGGCUGAUUCAGACAAGCAAUGCUAAUUUUCUCCAUCUUUUGCCUGUAAACUUGGGCAUGGAGAAAAUUUAGUGGGAGCCAGCUGCUUAUAUGGGGACAAGGGCAGUAAUGCCCCUGACUGUAGUAGCUUGAAAAAACGACAGCUGUGAUCCCAGAAAUGGCUGCACCUGUCCCCAUGUAAGCAAAUGAUUAACAAUAACAUUUCUCCAUGCACACACAACACUAGUUUGUAUGCUCAGCCCAUGCUCUGUCUUCACAACGAUGAAUUGUCUAGAAAUAUUAAAGUGGUUAAUAUUUUGGGUGAACACCCUUGUCUUGUUAGUGCUUUGAUUCUUACUUUCAUUUAUUCUUGUACAAGCUGGUUGACCUUCAUAGGCUUCUUUAACCUGUUGCUAUGGAGGGAGGGAUGUUGUUUUUAACUAAUUAGUGCUUCGCAGGCAUUGGCAUCUUGGAAAUUAUAUGGAAAGCCAAAUUUCAGAUUCAGGGUUUCCGAUCCCCAGAAUUAAAUUUACGAUGGUACUAGAAAAUCACACACACACCAUUUGUAUUUUGGGAAUUAGUAUCAUCUUGCUCUUCUCUUUCCAUAUUAGCACUUUACAAGCAUUAAUGCUACGUAGUAAACUUUAUGAGUCUCUCUUAUGCUCACUGAAAAGAGAUGCUGGAAUUCUUAUUACUAGGAAAUGACCUAGUAUAGAAUAGAAUUCUAGCCACAGGUAUCAGCUGAUCUUUGAUUUUACUUUCAUUAUUUUUUUGGAGGAGGGGAAAACUAAAUAUACCGUGAACUUUCAUGCAGACUAGAGGGGUUCAUUUGCCUAAUUCAAACCAAACCAGUCCAAUGUCAUUCUCUUAGAUACUGUUCAUAAGCAUGCUACCCAUGAGCAUGUUUUGAGACUGCUAACACUGGCCUGCUUUGUUGCUGUCCAGAUAUGGCACACUUACAUGUUGACAAAUGGGAUAUAAUUUGGAAUACGAUAGUUGGAUUAAGCUCUGGAAUAAAGAUAUGAAGUUCACUGCUUGUGUUGCCUGAAGAGAAAACAUGGAAAAAAUGAUGUACAGAUGGUACAUCACCCCUGUAAAAUUAGGAAAAAUCUAUAAGAAUGGGGAUAAAAUGUGCUGGAGGUGUAAAAACAAGGAAGGUAGUUUUUACCACAUGUGGUGGACUUGUGAAAAAAUCAAGAACUUCUGGGAGCUCAUUUAUAAUGAACUAAAAAAAUGUUUAAAUAUACUUUUGUUAAAAACCUGAAAACUUUCUUCUGGGAAUGAUUGGCAAUGAAAUUAAGAAAGAGGACCAGACCUUAUUCCAGUACGCAACAACAGCUGCUAGAAUUUUAAUCGCCCAAAAUUGGAAAUCAAUCAAUAUCCCAACGGUAAGAGAUUGGCAAAGUAAAUUAUUUGAAUAUUCAGAAUUGGCAAAAUUAACACAAAAAAAUUAGAGACCAGAAAGAAACAAAGUUUAUUAAAGAAUGGAAUAAAUUCAUAACCUAUAUUGAAGUAGAUUUAAAAAAAUCCAAAGAUCACAGUAGGCUUAAUAUAACCCUUCGACAUACAAAAGUUUUAAAGAAAAACUGCGGGGAAAAAUGUAUUACAUAACCCAAAACUGAGAUGGAGGGAAGUCAAUAAUUUACAUGUUUGUCUUUGUUUUGUUUCGUUUUUUUUCUUCUUAUAAUUAAGUUUUGUUGUUCUUAUUAUUGUUUUUUUUUCCGUGAAGAAUUUAUUUUCUGUACAUAUGUGUGUAUAUGUGUGUAUGAAAAUUAAUAAAGAGAAAUUAAAAAAAAAAAAAACACAUGUUGACAAAUGCACCUGCUCUGAUUUGUAAGCAAGACUGGCAUUCACAUGGAAAUUAUGGGGGGUGGGGGUGGAGUAUCCUUCAGUAUCUAACCUAAUCCACUUUUAACACUAACACAGCCUGUUUAAUCAAAAUACCCCAAGUUGUCAUGAAAUGAAGUUGUGUUUAGUUCAUCAGCAUGUAUAUUCUAGUCAGGUGCCCUGUUAUGGAAUAAUUUAGCAAAAGAAAAAUACUUCCCACAAACCCAGUUCUCUGGUUUCAUUUCAGAGAGGCCUCCCUGGGGAUUGUGCUCCUUUCAACCACAUGCCACAUCCAUAUGUGAAACGGAUCAGGUGUUUGCAGAAAGCUGACAGCUGGGAGUGCUAAAAUUUAGAUCGGGGUGAAAAAGUCAGGCUUUCAUGUUUAAGCCUCUAGUAACUCCUGACCACAAUCCUGUCAGGAUAUAGCACCGAACUAGAACUUGAGAAGUUCCCAAUUAUCAGCUGUGUACAGCAUCACAGUGCUUCACUGGCUUGUUAGAGUUGUGGGCAAAUGUUUUUAAAAGGCAGUUAAACACACGAUAUUGAAGUUCCCUGCAUUGGGGUGCAGCUACCUGCUUUCUUGAGGUUACCAGCUCCGGACCCCAAUAGCUGUUGCAGAUCUGUGAGUUUUCAGUGGUGGAGCAACCACUGGAAAACUUUACCCUCUCCUUUUGCAAUGUGUGGCUCUUCCUACAGCAGCUAAAGAAAUCACUUCAUGUGCGAAAACAGCUAUUCUGUUACUUUUCCCUCCUGUCUCACCAUUUCACAAAAGCUAAUGAUGUUGUCUUUUGCUCGAAGUGAAGAGGGAUCUUAGUGUAUACCCUAGGUUGGGGCCAAAAACACAGUUCUCACCAAAGACAGUAUUUAUUUAUUGGUUAGGCUAGGGCCUGCUUCUCCCCUGUGUUACCCUUCCUUAGUCAGCUAUAAGCUGACUAAGAAAACUUCAUUACAAAUGUAAAGCUCCUUUCCCCCCAAGUACGUUGACAACAUUCUGAUGGUGUUAUGACAGUCGUGUGGUGACAGAUGUGAAUUAUUUAAUCUUGUCCAGGUAUUGCUGGUUGGUGCAGAUGACUUCACCCUGCUGGGAAAGCCACUGCUGGGGUAAGGCAUACUUUAGAAUAAUUCUCUCUUGAGGUCAGCUGCCACCUUUAUUAAAAUGUUUUCAGAAGCUGCAAUUAGGGCAAUAAUAACAACAGAACCCACAAUAAAAACCCCUAAACAAUACCCCAACCAAGAGUUCAGCUGCUUCAGCUUUUGUAGUUGGAGUCAGUCAGGGCUCCGCCCUCCCAGGCUGGGUGGAAAAGGCCUGCAAGGCAAGGAGCAGGUCUUCCAGGACUCACAGCCAAGAUGGUCUUGUAAUGGUGGGGGAGGCAAUUGUUAAAUGUUUGGGGCCACUGUGACACAUGGUAUUCUCCCCACCCUGAUUUUGGGUUCUUUUGCAUGUGACAAAAGCAACCGUAAACAGCUCCAAACAUAAUUAUGCCUGGGACCCAUUCUGUGAUGUGAAAAAAACUAGAGAUGUAGCCCAAAAUGGACCCAUAGCCUUCAUGUCUGCUUUUUUUUCUUUUCUUUUCUCUUUCUACUUUACCAGCCUCCGUUUGAUUAGAAUAAAAUGUACAAUGUUUUCCUCUUUACUAUAAAGGAAGGAUCUAGUCCGUGUGGAGGCAACCGUCAUUGAGAAGACAGAGUCUUGGCCAAAAAUACGUAUGAUAAUCCGUCGAAAGUCUAAUUACAAGAAAAAAACAAGUAAGAUGAAAAAUAUACAUAAGCCCUUCUCUAUCAAGCUGCAGAAUGCUGUGAUGGCACCUAAGCUGGUGUUAUGUCUAGAAUAAAAGAAUGCAGUGUCCUAUGUGUACAUAGAAUAGCUAGGGUGGUGUUCCAUCAGUUAGAAUCCCUUUCUUUUUGCUGGUCAGUUAUUCCUGGUUUAGCUUUCACUCUCCAAAUCUUGCCUAUGAAGCCAAAGAUGUUAACAAGCUGAAACAACAUCUUUAGGCUAAUCUUAAUCAGCAUGCUUAGUAAGGAACAAAUGACAGCUUAUUCCUCAGUGCCUCUGGCAGAAACCUUUAAGGUGUAUGCGAUGAGUGGAAACUGAAACCUGAAUAGAUUUGAAAGUUCUUCUCUUUGUUUGGGAUUAUUUGACUCUUUUUGUUAACAUACUUAGGUAACUGAACUCCAAGGCUGUUCUCUGAUCUGUGUUUUUCCAUUCUCUUUCAGUUUUAAUUCAGCCACAAACUGUUCUCCGGAUAAACAGCAUUGAAAUUGCUCCUGUUCUGUCAUGACGAAUUGUUGGGCUUGCAGUUUCAGGGCGAUAUGAAAACUGAAAAAUAUUUCAGUUGCAUUUUUUUUGUUGUCAAUAAAGAAAACUAUUAUGAAAAAA